GAAAAUGGACAAGUCAUUGGCAACGGGAGCCCAAGUGUCAACACAACCCCCAGACACUUGCCAAUAAUUGUGGGUAGCAGCAGUCCGCCCCGAGCUGUCACACCAAAUCCUGACACUAAGCAAACAAGUGGCCGCCGCGACCUGGCCUGUGUAUUGUAACUAUUGUUAGCCGCGCAAUCCCAGCGACUCUCAGUUACACGGACAAUGUCGACGACUCUGCAGCUAAUUAUGUUGACCCUAGUGGGAGUAACAAUUGGUCAAGCCAAUAAUAUAAGCUACAGGCAAGUGCUGGUGCCCGUUCUCAGCCAGUUGAAGGGCGGCGUGGAGCUGCACUUGCGAAGUUCGAAGGAUGGAGAUCACGAUUUUGUGCGGUUUCUUCUGAGGCAGGGCAAAUACUCGAUGAGUAUCAGCCGGACAUUGGAGCUGGACAGCGCAUUACCCCAUCACGUGCUCCUCUUUGCCGGUUUGGAGCAACUGCAGGAGGCUUUUCCCCAACUAACCCCCAGAGGCGGCUUCUACAUACUGGCCCUGGAGAGCAGUGCACCAGCGGAGGAUCCACAGUUGUUGCAGUUUAUGGCGGAGGUCUGGCGGCAUCACAACCACAGUCAGGUCUACUACAUCCAGCUGGACAGAGGUCGUCUGCUUCUUCAUAAUCCUUUUAACCAGAGCAUCGUAUUGGUGGAUGGGACACAGGCUUACACGCAAAUCUAUCAGAAUCUCAACGGCUAUCCCCUGAGAAUCUACAUCUUUGAUUCGGUCUACUCUGCUGUAAUUGGCGAUGGCGCAAACAAAAAGAUCCUGAGCAUCACGGGUGCCGACGCCAAGCUGGCCAAAACGGUGGCCAAGCAGCUGAACUUUACCCCGGACUACAUCUGGCCAGACGAUGAGUUCUUUGGUGGCCGCCGGUCGGAUGGCUCCUACAGCGGUGGCGUGGGUCGUGCCCAUCGCCGCGAGGUGGACAUCAUCUUUACGGGCUUCUUCAUCAAGGACUACCUCUCCACGGACAUUCAGUUCAGUGCCGCCGUCUACAUGGACGAUCUGUGUCUGUAUGUGCAGAAGGCCCAGCGCAUUCCACAGUCGAUUAUGCCCCUGUUCGCCGUCCAUGUUGAUGUCUGGCUGUGCUUCCUGAUGGUGGGUUUCUUUGGAACCCUUUGCUGGCUUUGCCUCAGGGCUCUGAAUAGGGGCCUGGGAAUCCCAAGGAUUUUUGAUGCCCAAAAGUCCAGAGGAAGAAAGGUCAGCAGUUGGAGCUGCGCCCUAAGGAUCUUCAUCGACACAUGGGUGGUCUGGGUGCGGGUGAAUAUUGGUCGCUUUCCGCCCUUCCAUUCGGAGCGCAUAUUUGUGGCGUCGCUGUGCCUGGUGAGCGUCAUCUUUGGAGCCCUGCUGGAGUCCAGCCUGGCCACGGUCUACAUCCGACCGCUCUACUACCGGGAUCUCAAUACCUUGGCGGAAUUGGACGAGUCCGGAAAGCCCAUCUAUAUCAAGCACCCGGCCUUCAAGGAUGACCUCUUCUACGGCCACGAUUCGGCGGUGUAUCGACGGCUGAACGCCAAGAUGAUGCUGGUGGCCGAGGGCGAGGAGCGUCUCAUCGAGAUGGUUUCGAGGCAGGGCAAAUUCGCCGGAGUCACGCGCUCCGCCAGCCUGCAGCUGAACGACAUCCGGUAUGUGAUGACCAAGAAGGUGCACAAGAUACCCGAAUGCCCCAAGACCUACCACAUAGCCUACAUCCUGCCUCGGCCAUCGCCAUACCUAGAGGAGCUCAAUCACGUGGUGCUGCACCUUGUGGCCGGUGGCCUCAUUCAGCUCUGGACGGGGGAGAUGAAAGAGCGGGCCAAGUGGAGCAUCCAGAGAUUCCCCGACUAUCUGGCCCAGCUGGACGUGGGACGGUGGAAGGUGCUCACCCUCUCGGACGUGCAGCUGGCCUUCUAUUCCCUCACCAUUGGCUGCCUUCUGGCCGGCUCCGUCUGUCUCGUCGAACUGUUUUUCGGUCGCAGAAAGAGAAAAUAA
Molecule: messenger RNA, 2004 nt
Organism: Drosophila persimilis
Lineage: Eukaryota; Metazoa; Arthropoda; Insecta; Diptera; Drosophilidae
Gene: Ir100a
Exons: 2
Coding region: 205-2004 (599 amino acids)
Source: RefSeq, a predicted model, not a curated record